This is a messenger RNA of Hordeum vulgare subsp. vulgare (domesticated barley), 1065 nucleotides long. RefSeq lists its product as uncharacterized. Lineage: Eukaryota; Viridiplantae; Streptophyta; Magnoliopsida; Poales; Poaceae. The record is from RefSeq and is a predicted model, not a curated record. Bases 102 to 464 code for a protein of 120 amino acids. The transcript is spliced from 2 exons.
GCAUCAUCGGCCGGAGCCUCAUGAGACAUGACAAAGCCUCCCUGGUGGCAGCUGGUGCAAGAAAUAGCUCACGUUCAUAGCGCCAGCACUAGAAGAAACCGAUGAAGCUGUUCGCGUUCGUCAGGCGCGCUCGCCGGACAUCGGCAGCGGCGACGAUGACAGUGGAGCCGGUUCCGGUGCCGGUGGCGCCUGUGUCCGCUGCGGAGAAGCGGCGGCGGAGGCCUUCGUCGUCGGGAUCGGCGUCCUGGAAGCCGACGCUGGUCGCCAUCUCCGAGGACGCUGCGGUGGCCGCCGCCAAGGCCGAUGCCGGAAAGGCCAAGGGCAAGGUGAAAGUGAAGCCGGCGGCGGCCAAGGCCAAGGCGAGGCCGUCGCCUCGCUCGCUCCAGCCUGACUACGACGACUUCCGGCGCUUCAGGGCACCCACGGUGCUGCCGGCGUUCGCGCCCACGGCGUUCCUGUUCUGAGCGAGCGAGAGCUCCCUCGCUGUUGUGGUGUGCCGUGAUGGCCUGAUGGGAGUGGCAAAUGGCAGCGUGGUGGUCUGACCAUGAACCCUCUCCGCUUUGUGCUUUGUGUGCCCAAUAUGAGCUCGUAAAGCUGAUGCUUCUAUGAUUCCCAGUGUUGGUUUCUCAUGUGAAUAUCUAUGUCUAUUGUUUUGGCUUCCAUCCAACUCGCGUUGCGCCUCUCCGUUUAGAUCGUUUUCCGAGUUUGAUGAUGGGCUGAUGGCAUUGACAAAAGCAGUACUUCCAGACAGUUUCCGAAGAUAGGAUAGCAGGAUCGACGUUGAAAUCCCACUGUACUUUGCAACAUUCAGGUCAUUCAUCCCUGUGAGACUCUCCCUGUGAUCAGCAAUAUAGAGGGCAAAUAAAAUAAGCAAAUCAUGAGAGAAUUGCACAAUCAGACUCACUGGUGACAGGCCAUUCACUCAUAAUUAACUUUGUUGAUGAAUUCAUUUUGGUAAGAGGGUGUAAACACCCUAAUCUGGCAACAUCGUAAAACAAGCACGCCAGAAUCCAUACACGGCAAGCCCAAUUAUGGCGAUACAAUGCCUCAAAAAAAAAACUAUGG